AUGCCGUCGCCGACGCGCGCGUCUAAGUCGCCGACGCGCGCGGUAGCGACAAUCGACUUGACGAAUUCAAAUUUCGGUCCGAACGCGACGACGACGACGACGAGUAAGAAGCGCAAGGUGGACGCGGCGAAGGAGGCGGAGAAGCUCGCCAAGGCGCAGGCGGCGCAGGCGGCGAAGGAGGCGAAGGAGGCGGCCAAGGCGGAGAAGGCGCGACGCCGCGAGGAGGAGAAGGCGGCCAAGGAAGCGGCCAAGGCGGAGAAGGAACUAGAAAUGGCGAGGGCGAAGGCGGCGAAGGAAGCGGCCAAGGUGGAGAAGGAACUAGAAAUGGCGAGGGCGAAGGCGGAGAAGGAAGCGGCCAAUGCGGAGAAGGAACGCGAAGCGGCGGCGCUGAAGGCAGAGAAGGCGAAAUCGAAGGCGGAGAAGGAGGCGGCGGAGAAGGCGAAAUUAGAGGAGAAGCGGCGACUCGAGGCGAAAAAGGCCAAGGAAGCGAACGUUUUCGCGCAAUUUUUUGUGAAGUCGCCAGCGGUGAAAUCGAAACCCGUGGUGACGCCGGAAGUGCGAACGCCGGAGGUUUCGCGAGAGGUGCGGGAAAAGUUGGAUGAUAUCGUGCGCGCGGAGGAUGCCGUCGAGGAUAUGGACGCGAUUCGUGAAACGUCUUUGAAACGUUGGAAGACCAAGCGUAAAGAAUGUAGAAUUGAGAAACGAUGGGGUGCGCGACGCAUCCAACGGGACGUCGAGGUGACAUCUGUGCUUUGCUUUUCUUUGCUGAGUAAGCGCAAGCGCGACGAUGACGGGAUGGUUCACAAGAGUGCGCGUCAACGCCGCUUGUUUGAUAUCGAUGUCGCCUUAUACGAGCGCCCCGCAUUUUGGGGAACUGGACCGUUUCCAAACCGUCCGGCGAACGCAUCCGUUGUGACUGGAAGAAGGCCGUUCGGACAAGAAAAAGAUGUUGAUUACGAAUAUGAUUCCGCGGAGGAAUGGGAAGGCGCUGACCAAGGCGAAAGCCUUUCGGAUGAAGACAUCGACGAAGAAGACGACAUGCCGCAGGCUUCAGAUGAUGAGGACGAUGGUUUUAUCGCAGGCGACGACGAGAUGGCCGAUGAACCCAGGCAUUUCGACGCUGCAGCUAUUGGCGAUGAUGCGGAAAUGACGCAAAAGCGAAGCACGAUGGCGAUGCUUGCCAACCGUUCACGCCGCUCGGCGGCUCCGCUCGUGAUUUCUAAAUUAGCCACGACAGUUGCUGAAAAUGGCGGAGAAUCAAGUUUGUUACGCCUGUUCGCGUUGGAGGCGCCGUUUUCGAACGCGCCGCGCAUUAGCCUCAAAGUGUCAACUUCACAGCCGGCGUCGGCGGUGAAAGCGUCGAAGACGGUUUCGAAAGCGGCCAAGACUGCCACAAAAAAGAGUGCGGACGACAUACUUCAGGAAAAUCUCCGAAUGCUGGUCAUCUUCCUUUUGAGAAACCCGUCGUUGAAAGUGAACCAGGUGAAAGCCAAGUUCCUCGAAGAAGCUUGUCACUCAAUCGCCGGUUUGAAUCACUCGGCGGUGAAACGAAAGAUCAUGGAAAUUGCGACGCAUGUGUCGAAUCGCUGGAUCAUUACGGAGAAGGCUAUGCAAGACGCCGGUGUGAGUGACGAAGAGGUUGCAGAGCUGCGAGCUAACGCUGUCGUUCCAGCAAAGAGUACGGUGAAAAAACGCAAAAUCGAGCAAGGCGAUGGCGCCGCUGCGGCUCCACGAACUUUGGAGACAUUCUUCGGCAAAACAGAGCAGGAAAAACUUCCCACCGCGACGGACGCGCCAAUCUGGAAUCUCGCGAUUGCGAGUAUGUCGAGGUCGAAAGACUCCAAAGGGAUGUUCCGGGAUGAUUACAAGCACAUUUUUGACGAGUCGAACUUGAAAGCGUGCGUUGAACAGGGGGUUGUUCCCGAUUCGUUUGUUUCAUGUCUGAUCAGAAGCGUCGGCGCCAAAUCGCAAAAGACGGCAUUCCGUAUUGCGUGUGAGAAAUUGCUCGUGGUUGUGUUUCGCACGCUCGGGAACGGCCAAAAUGGUGUUUCGGAGCGCAAGCUCGUCACACCAGCCCGUGCGAGCGUCGAUGCCGCUUGCGGUGGAGAUGCGCUCGUGAGCGCGAUAACUUCUUGCAUAGAAAGUGGACAGGAGUCGUUGAAACUCGCGGCAUUGGAGAUAAUGGAUGCGCUUUUGUGUGACCCUACGGCGGGAAUGAAAUUCGUGACCAAUCGCAUGUUCUCCAAACAAGUGAUGCAGCUCAUGAUUGAUGCGCUGGGCAGACGCAACGAAGAGUUUUCCGUUCUCGCCAUGCGCAUUCUCUGCCGCGCCCUCGGCAGUCAAACUGCGAUUGAGACGUGCUCUGCCUUACGCCCGGAGGAGUUCCUGACGUUAUCGCGAGAACUUGCAAAGGGCAUACGUUACCAGUCGCCGGACAUUCGCGACAAUGUCCGCCACGUCUCGUCCGGUUUGAACUUUCUCGAGAAAUGUUUCUCGAUGGAAGCCUGGACGAGCGCGGUCGACCGCAACGCUUGCCGCAAAACUCUCGUCACCGUGUUGGGUGCGUGCAUCGUACAUCGCGAAGACGCCCUCGAUUGGACGAACGAAGUCACGACUGUUUUGCUUAAUAUUUUGAUCGGAACGAUGGAGGUGCUUGAAAUUACGUCCGAGGACAAGAUACAAAUGCGGAACGCUCUCAACGCGCUGUGGACGUCGAACGAUGGGCAAGUCAAGCAACUCGUCGAGAAGGUCCAAAACGCACUAGAAAAUGUCUGUUGA
This is a messenger RNA of Ostreococcus lucimarinus CCE9901, 2778 nucleotides long. RefSeq lists its product with no specific name. The transcript has a single exon. The record is from RefSeq and is a predicted model, not a curated record. Gene Ontology annotation, cellular component: CAF-1 complex; nucleus. Bases 1 to 2778 code for a protein of 925 amino acids. NCBI's taxonomy places the organism in Eukaryota, Viridiplantae, Chlorophyta, Mamiellophyceae, Mamiellales, Bathycoccaceae. Gene Ontology annotation, biological process: nucleosome assembly.